Messenger RNA from Mangifera indica (mango), 1257 nucleotides. Its product is annotated as cytosolic sulfotransferase 16-like. Gene Ontology annotation, cellular component: cytoplasm. Gene Ontology annotation, biological process: sulfation. The record is from RefSeq and is a predicted model, not a curated record. Gene Ontology annotation, molecular function: sulfotransferase activity. Lineage: Eukaryota; Viridiplantae; Streptophyta; Magnoliopsida; Sapindales; Anacardiaceae. The transcript is spliced from 2 exons. Bases 276 to 1106 code for a protein of 276 amino acids.
UGAUAGAUAUUGGUGGUGAUGAAAAAAUGAUAAUGAUUGAUACAAUACGACUAGUUUCACCCCAUCCUUAUUGUCAUCGCCCCAACAACGUGCCUCAAUUGCUACUUUAUUAUUAUUGCCUCAAUGAUAAUAAAAAAAUUGGCGGAUCUUUUAUCUCUUUUUAAAAUGGCACUCUUUAGAAACAUAGCACUGUCAAUCUUCUCUUAGCAGGUCUUCUUAAAGUUCUUCCUUCAGUACUGUAUGUGGCUACGCACUGGCAAGUCCUUCACUUACUCAUGGCUAAAGCUCUCAUAACAGCUGAGAAAUGUUUUGUUCCUAAAACAAAAGAGGAAGAAGAUGAAACAGAAAGAGUCUACAACAGCUACAGAGACAUAAUCUCUACUCUUCCGAGAACCAAAGGCUGGGCGACUCAGCAUCUUUGUCAAUAUCAAGGCUUUUGGUUUCAACCCCUGGUUGGUCUUGAAGGAAUCAUGUGGAUGCAACAACACUUCACCUCUCGACCCACUGACAUUUACCUUGUCUCCUCUCCAAAAUCAGACCCAGAAAUUCUUCCAUCGCCUCGUAUUUUUGCAACUCAUAUGCCUUUCACUUCAUUACCAGAUUCCAUAAAAGAUUCUUCUUGCCCGAUAGUUUACAUAUCUAGAAACCCGAAAGAUGUGCUUGUUUCUUCAUGGCAAUUCGUGAAUAAAGUGAAACCCAAGGAUUUGCCUCCCUUGUUGCUGGAAGAAGCAUUUGAAAUGUUCAGUGAAGCGAUUUCUCCAUAUGGGUCGUUCUGGGAUCAAGUUUUAGGGUAUUGGAAAGCAAGUUUAGAGCUCCCCGAGAAGAUACAUUUUUUAAAAUAUGAAGACAUAAAGAAGGAGCCUUUACUGAAUAUAAAGAGAGUGGCGGGGUUUGUUGGUCGGCCAUUUUGUUUACAGGAAGAAGAAAAUGGAACUGUGCAAGAGAUUUUGAAGCUGUGUAAUUUUGACAAUAUGAAAAACUUGGAGGUGAAUAAGAAUGGACUUUACCGUGUUCGCAAAACUAAAAACGAUGCGUUCUUUAGAGAAGGAAAGGUUGGAGAUUGGAAGAAUUAUCUAACAAAUGAAAUGGCUGAACGAACGUCUUGACGAAAUUGCAAGGCAAAAAUUCCAUGUUUGGGGAUUAAUGUUGUAGUUUUAUACCAAAAGAGUGAUCCGUCUGUCUGCUUGUCUUUGAUGGUAGAAAUAAUCAGAUUAUUGUAUUUCAGUUCAGAUCAAUUGCAAUAUUAUUAAUUACUGU